AUGCAGGAACUUGACCAGAAUUAUGACGUAAGCAUUGCUAAUGCACUCUCUGGAUACUUGCCUGGCGAUAUGCCAUUACUGGACGAUUUAGGGGUUGAUUUUUAUACUAUUCAACGCGAUACAUUACGUGUCUUCUUUGUUAAGCGCGAAGCUGAGCGACGUACAAACGAUGUGACUGGUCCGGCUUUGUUUCUGGUAGUCUUUGCCUUGAUUCUGGCGAUUAGAGGACGAGUGCAUUUUACUUAUAUGUAUUCUUUGUUUGCAGUGUGUUCUUUCUUUAUCUGUGGGUUAAUUUCAACUAUGCAGAAGAAGCCGAUUACUUUACUGAGUAUCAUUAAUAUUCUGGGUUAUGCUUUUGUGCCGAUUUUGCUCUUUGCACUUUUGAGUGUAAUAAUACCAUGUGGGAAGGGUUUAAAACUGUUCUUUGGAAUAGGGUUUGCUUUAUGGUCAACGACUGUUUCUACUUUAGAGGUUAUCAAUAGAUAUGCGAUUAGUAAUCAAGUUCUUUUGUUGGGAUAUCCUAUUUUUCUUGUAUAUAUCUGCUUUAUGAUCAUUGCUGUAGUGUAG
Molecule: messenger RNA, 567 nt
Organism: Nematocida homosporus
Lineage: Eukaryota; Fungi; Microsporidia
Product: protein YIPF5/7
Exons: 1
Coding region: 1-567 (188 amino acids)
Biological process (GO): vesicle fusion with Golgi apparatus; endoplasmic reticulum to Golgi vesicle-mediated transport
Cellular component (GO): trans-Golgi network
Source: RefSeq, a predicted model, not a curated record